AUCGUUCCCCCGACUCCCCCAGAAAGAGUGCGGCACGAGGGAGAAGCACGAAAUGGAGGACAUGGACGAGGCGAUGCGUGCUCAGUUCCCGCUCUCCUUCGGGAAGCCCUCCAAGCCCCAACCCCAUACCUCUGGCGCCCACUCCGCCACGCGCCGGAGCACCUCUUCCGCUAACCCCGCCGCCUCCUUCCCGAACCCUAACCCUGACUCUCGGCCCGACCACGGCCCCCGCAGAGAGGUUUUCGAGCCUGGAAGAGCUGGUUCAAGCCGCGCCGCCGAUGAGUCCAGGGUUUCGGCGGAGGACGAGGAUGACGGCACCAUGAUCGGGCCUCCGCCGCCGCCGCCGCCGCCGAUGGCAGCGGGGUCGGAGGAGGGGGAUGACGGGUUGAUAAUCGGGCCACCGCGGCCUCCACCGUCGUCCUCGGAGCAAAAUGAUUCGGAUGAUGAGUCGGAGUCGUCCGAAUUGGAUGGCGAUAUGGAGGAUUUGCCUCGGAUUCCCCUCAGUAACGAGAUCGUCCUCAAAGGGCAUACUAAGGUUGUCUCAGCUCUUGCUGUUGAUCAUUCAGGAUCAAGAGUCCUCACUGGUAGCUAUGAUUAUACCGUCCGCAUGUAUGACUUCCAAGGAAUGAAUUCCAAGUUGCAAUCUUUCAGACAACUGGAGCCAUUUGAGGGACAUCAAGUCCGAAGUUUAAGUUGGAGUCCAACCUCAGAUCGUUUUUUGUGUGUAACAGGUUCUGCACAGGCUAAGAUCUAUGACCGAGAUGGGCUUACCUUGGGUGAGUUUAUAAAGGGAGACAUGUAUAUACGUGACUUGAAGAACACCAAGGGGCAUAUAUCAGGAUUGACUGGUGGAGAAUGGAACCCAAAAUCAAAGGAGACUAUUUUGACUUCUUCAGAAGAUGGAUCCUUGCGUAUUUGGGAUGUUGCCGACUUCAAAAGUCAAAAGCAGGUGAUAAAACCCAAACUUGCCAGACCAUUAAGAAUUCCAGUUACUGCAUGUGCUUGGGAUCAUGAUGGUAAACGAAUUGUUGGUGGCAUUGGCGAUGGAUCAAUACAGCUAUGGAGCAUAAAGCCAGGAUGGGGAAGCAGACCAGAUAUUCAUGUUGGCGAUGCGCAUAGUGAUGAUAUUACUGGGCUUAAGUUUUCCACGGAUGGGCUGGUACUUCUGUCGAGAAGCAUGGAUAGUACACUGAAGAUAUGGGAUCUGCGCCAAAUGCGAACACCUAUUAAAGUAUUUGCAGAUCUUCCAAACCAUUAUGCUCAGACAAAUGCUGCAUUUAGUCCUGAUGAGCAAUUAAUUUUCACUGGAACAUCUGUUGAAAAAGAAGGCUCAUCUGGCGGUUUACUGUUCUUUUUUGACCGAAGGAAACUAGAGCCUGUAUCACAGGUGGGGAUAUCUGCAACAUACAGUGUUAUACGUUGUACUUGGCAUCCGAAGAUCAACCAGGUUUUUGCAACAGUGGGGGACAAGAAAGAGGGUGGAACACAUAUACUGUAUGAUUCAUCUGUAAGUCAGAGAGGAGCACUUGUAUGUGUUGGACGAGCUCCAAGGAAAAAGUCUGUUGAUGAUUUCGAGGUGCAGCCAGUUAUUCACAACCCACAUGCGUUACCAUUAUUUAGAGAUGCUCCCAGCCGCAAACGUCUAAGAGAAAAAGCAUUAAAAGAUCCCAUGAAGUCACACAAGCCUGAACUUCCUGUCACUGGUCCAGGAUUUGGUGGAAGAGUUGGAGUGACCAAAGGCAGUUUGUUGACUCAGUACCUUUUGAAGCAAGGUGGUUUAAUCAAAGAAACCUGGAUGGAUGAAGAUCCAAGAGAGGCAAUACUUAAAUAUGCUGAUGCUGCUGCAAAGGAUCCUAAAUUCAUUGCCCCUGCAUAUGCAGAAACUCAACCAGAGCCUGUUUUUGCAAAGUCAGAUUCCGAGGAAGAGAAAUGAGAGUUCUUCAGGACGGAAACUUGCUUGCCUGAUGUGGAGACUAAUAGAACGGCAACUCCGGAAAAAAGAAAAAAAAUUGUCGGAUUUGUUGAUGAACAUCACGUCGAUUUGUUCCAAGAAUGGAGUUGAGCGAUGAAUUUGGUUUUGUAUCUUGUAAUGUUAUAUUAAAAAGUUAUAAAAAGGUAAACCAGCAAUAGAAGUUGCGGUCUAAGAGAUUUACAUUA
Musa acuminata AAA Group (dessert banana) is the source of this 2157-nucleotide messenger RNA. RefSeq lists its product as uncharacterized. Lineage: Eukaryota; Viridiplantae; Streptophyta; Magnoliopsida; Zingiberales; Musaceae. The transcript has 9 exons. Gene Ontology annotation, cellular component: site of double-strand break; nucleus. The coding region runs from base 53 to 1933 and encodes 626 amino acids. The record is from RefSeq and is a predicted model, not a curated record. Gene Ontology annotation, molecular function: protein binding.